Messenger RNA from Choloepus didactylus (southern two-toed sloth), 2603 nucleotides. RefSeq names its product EYA transcriptional coactivator and phosphatase 1 (gene EYA1). The coding region runs from base 220 to 2046 and encodes 608 amino acids. Gene Ontology annotation, molecular function: protein tyrosine phosphatase activity. Gene Ontology annotation, biological process: negative regulation of extrinsic apoptotic signaling pathway in absence of ligand; cell differentiation; positive regulation of DNA repair. The transcript is spliced from 19 exons. Gene Ontology annotation, cellular component: nucleus. The record is from RefSeq and is a predicted model, not a curated record. Lineage: Eukaryota; Metazoa; Chordata; Mammalia; Pilosa; Megalonychidae.
CUUAAAACUGGUGGAUGCAGCAGAUGUAAGCACUAGAUGAAUAAGCACUCCCUGAACUGUAAAUUGACGUGGGUCAAGAGCACUUUGCUCAGUGAUGUGACUUUGGGGAUGAAAACUUGCCAUUGCCAUUUAGAGUUAGUCCGGCACUAUCUGAAAGUUGCCCAGAAGCUGUUUCAGUGAAUGUUAAAUGGGAAAUAAUAAAUGUAGAAGAAAAUCGUGAUGAUAAGGGUGCAAACAUCUCAAACCGGUUCAGAUGUUGCUGUUUCCUCACGUUGCAGGUCUAUGGAAAUGCAGGAUCUAACCAUCCCACAUAGCCGUCUGAGUGGUAGUAGCGAAUCCCCCAGCGGUCCCAAACUCGAUAACUCUCAUGUAAAUAGUAAUUCCAUGACUCCCAAUGGCACCGAAGUUAAAACAGAGCCAAUGAGCAGCAGUGAAAUAGCUUCAACAACAGCAGACGGGUCCUUAGACAAUUUCUCAGGUUCAGCAAUUGGGAGCAGUAGCUUCAGUCCGAGACCAGCGCACCAGUUCUCCCCACCACAGCUUUAUCCUUCCAACAGACCAUACCCACAUAUUCUCCCUACCCCUUCCUCACAAACUAUGGCUGCAUAUGGGCAAACACAGUUUACCACAGGAAUGCAACAAGCUACAGCCUAUGCCACCUACCCACAGCCAGGACAGCCGUACGGAAUUUCCUCAUAUGGCAUCAAGACUGAAGGCGGAUUGGCACAGUCUCAGUCGCCUGGACAGACAGGAUUUCUAAGCUAUGGUGCAAGCUUCGGUACCCCUCAACCUGGACAGGCACCAUACAGCUACCAGAUGCAAGGUAGCAGUUUUACAACAUCAUCAGGAUUAUAUACAGGAAAUAAUUCACUCACAAAUUCCUCUGGAUUUAACAGUUCGCAGCAGGACUACCCAUCAUAUCCCAGUUUUGGCCAGGGUCAGUACACACAGUAUUAUAACAGUUCACCGUAUCCAUCACAUUAUAUGACAAGCAGCAACACCAGCCCAACGACACCGUCCACCAAUGCCACUUACCAGCUUCAAGAACCACCAUCUGGCAUCACCAGCCAAGCAGUUACAGAUCCCACGGCAGAGUACAGUACAAUCCACAGUCCAUCAACACCCAUUAAAGAUACCGAUUCCGAACGUCUGCGUCGAGGUUCAGAUGGGAAAUCACGUGGACGGGGCCGAAGAAACAAUAAUCCUUCACCUCCACCAGAUUCCGAUCUUGAGAGGGUGUUCAUCUGGGACUUGGACGAGACAAUCAUUGUUUUCCAUUCCUUGCUUACUGGGUCCUACGCCAACAGAUAUGGGAGGGAUCCACCCACUUCAGUUUCCCUUGGACUGCGAAUGGAAGAAAUGAUUUUCAAUUUGGCAGACACACAUCUAUUUUUUAAUGACUUAGAAGAAUGUGAUCAAGUUCAUAUAGACGAUGUCUCUUCAGAUGAUAAUGGGCAAGACCUAAGCACAUAUAACUUUGGAACAGAUGGCUUUCCUGCUGCAGCAACCAGUGCUAAUUUGUGCUUAGCCACUGGCGUGCGGGGUGGUGUGGACUGGAUGAGAAAGUUGGCCUUCCGCUACAGACGAGUGAAAGAGAUCUACAACACCUACAAAAACAAUGUUGGAGGUCUGCUUGGCCCGGCCAAGAGAGAAGCCUGGCUGCAGCUCAGGGCGGAGAUCGAAGCCCUCACGGAUUCCUGGUUGACGCUGGCCCUGAAGGCGCUCACCCUCAUCCACUCCCGGACAAACUGUGUGAAUAUCUUAGUAACAACUACUCAGCUUAUCCCAGCAUUGGCAAAAGUCCUGCUGUACGGAUUAGGAAUUGUAUUUCCAAUAGAAAAUAUUUACAGUGCAACUAAAAUAGGAAAGGAAAGCUGUUUUGAGAGGAUCAUCCAAAGGUUUGGAAGGAAAGUGGUGUAUGUUGUUAUAGGAGACGGUGUGGAGGAAGAGCAAGGAGCGAAAAAGCACGCCAUGCCUUUCUGGAGGAUCUCCAGCCACUCCGACCUCAUGGCCCUCCAUCAUGCCUUGGAACUGGAGUACCUGUGACAGCCGCAAAGCACUUUGAAACCCCAGCACUGCCCUGUGACCGGGGACACAUCCAGCAGCCCUGGGUCUCGAGUCAGCGCUGAACUGCAGAACUUCGCGAUGUCAACACGUUGAUGCACAGCUGCUGUCAGUCUUGAGCUGUGCCAUCGUGGUAAAGGGGGGGACCACAUCUAUUUCUUCGGAAUGGCUGUCGACUAGAGUACUGUGAAUCCAAUGAAAAUAAGCCAUGAGAAUGUUCUGACAUGGUGUAACGUGUCUUUGCCACAGUAACUACACGGUUCAAACCUGUGAAGAAAGGACCUGCAAACGCGGAGGUUUUUUGCAUCUUCAGUGUGAGAUAAACAGCUUCUUCAAUACAGCAAACUUGAUUGCACAACAAAGACUGAAAUGUGUUUCCUGAAUACCAGUGGAGUAAUUCUCUUAUAAAGAAGGUUUACUUUUUGGUGUCUCAUACCCAGGGUAAUCUGUACAUCUCUACUUAUUUAUGAACAGACUUUUUUUUAAAAAAAAAAAAAACAAAAAACAAAAAACAGCUUUAUUGAGGUAUAUUUCACAUA